Molecule: messenger RNA, 228 nt
Organism: Gongylonema pulchrum
Lineage: Eukaryota; Metazoa; Nematoda; Chromadorea; Rhabditida; Gongylonematidae
Source: the annotation of a GenBank genome assembly
AUGCCAUGGUGCUGUGGCGGAGCAAACACCGGAGGCACCACAUCAGCAGCUCUUAUCAGUACUGGUAGCAGUAACGAAAGCGCAGCAGCAGCACAGCAGCAGCAGCAGCGGGAGCGAUCGAAUAGGAAUGUGGACACAACAGUGGACACUGUCCCGAAAUCCUCAAAUACAACGGAGCACUUCGGGCCGAUGCUCAUACAGCCUCGAAAGACGAUCUUAAUUUUUUAA